AUGGAAGCAGCAAAUAUGGAUGCGGGAAAGCAGGGGACGCUAAGGAGGGGCAGAGGCAGGCCCAAAAAACAGGAAAACGAGAAGAAAAGCAACGAGAAAAUUGAUAUAAGAGCGUACUUGCAGAAAGAAGAGGAGAGCAACGAAGCUGGGUUCGCGAAAAGCGACAAAAUCACGCGUUCACCACCGAGAAAGGCUGACGUAAGGGUCAGCAACAAAAAGGAAGAGAAGCAUUGUGAGAUAGUGCAGAGGACAGAGGAUAAUGGGGAGGUCAGCGACGAUGAAGAUGAGGAAACCGAGCAAGAAGAGGAUGACGGGAAAGACGUGGAAGAGGCGCAGGAACCGGAAGGUAAAACAGGCGAGGUCGAUAAGGAAGAAAACGGAGAAAAGAUAGAGAAGAACAAGGAUGGGAAAGGAGGGAGAAAGAGCAACAACAAGAGCACGAAUACGAGAGACGAUGGCAGCAACAGCGAAGGAGAAGAAUUAAAGGAACUACAAAGAAGAAUAAGGAAAAUGGAAGAGCAGAGGAGGAUAGAUGAGCAAGCAGUGGAACAAGCAAAGGAAACGGUGAGAAGGGCAGUUGAGAAGUUUGACGAAAAACUGGCAGAGAUGGAAAAACGAAUGAAAGAAAGGAUGAGAGAGCAAGAAGAGAGGUUAGAGGCGAAAAUGAACAAACCGAAGAGUUACAGUAGAUGUAGGAGGGAGGAAGAAGAAAAGGAGAACGAGAGCGCAGAAAACGAGAGCAACGAGGAACAAGAAAGGGAAGAGACACAGCGACCAGACGACGAUCAGCAAGGAACUAAGGAUAGGAGCAACGCGGAAGGAGGACAAGAGCCAAAAGUAAACAAACCGGACGCAAUGAAAUUAGGAGAGUACGAAUGUGAAAUGAAGGAGAGAAGGAGCAGGAAAAACAACGUAUUUAUUAGAGGAGUAAGGACUUCGGGAAAAAGAUUAAAAGAAGAAAUAGAAGGAAUAAUAUUAGGAACUACAAGGAAACAGUACAAUAUAGAAAAGAUGAAACCCUUAAGGGGAGGAUUACUACUGACCUUCGAACACUUUAGAGAAAAAAUUGAAUUUAUGGAGCAAGUGGCGAACUUUGAAAAAAUAGGAAUAAGAGUAGAAGAAGAGAGAACACCUAGAGAAAUAGAAGUACAGGAAUGGAUUGAAACGAUAGCAGAGCAGGAAAGGAAGAAACAUAACCAAGUGCAAGAGAGAGGGAGAGGAGCAACUGGAGAGGAGAGGGAGGCCACAGCAGGGAAACAGGGAGCAGUACCACGGCAGAGAACAGAACGAGUAGAAGCAACGAUUUCAGAAGAGGAAACCGGUAGUUUGGCAGCACAGGAAGAUGGCAAGGAGAAGGAGGGACCAGCGAGUGGACCAACGGCGGACGAAGAGACCAGCGAGCAACGAGGGGAAACGUGGGUAGAAGGAAGUAAAGAACAAAAUUUAAUCAAAAAAUUGAACAAAAAGUAUAGAUGGGAAAUGAAAGCAGCCGUUAGGAAUAAACAGAGCAAAAAUGAUAGAAAAAAUACAAAAGAAUGGGAUAAGAGGAAAAAUGCUGCAGAUGAUAAAAAAGAUAUACAAAAAUACUUUGAAUGA
Phymastichus coffea is the source of this 1596-nucleotide messenger RNA. Its product is annotated as golgin subfamily A member 6-like protein 22. NCBI's taxonomy places the organism in Eukaryota, Metazoa, Arthropoda, Insecta, Hymenoptera, Eulophidae. The transcript has 4 exons. The record is from RefSeq and is a predicted model, not a curated record. Bases 1 to 1596 code for a protein of 531 amino acids.